CUCGAAAAAUGGUUUUGACAAUAGUGUAAAAGCUAAAGUAAGAACUGUGUUGGAUCACUUACUUGCUCUAUAGACUCCUAGUCACACAAGCAGAAAAGUAUCUCAAAGACGAUCCUUUUUGUUUGUUUUUCUUGCUUUCCGUUUCUUUAGAGCCUGAAACUUGUGGGAAAUCUAUGGUUGCUUGAAAAGAUAAGCAUCUAACUGGAUAAUCCAUAAUCCAAUCUCCACCUCAGUGGAUGCAUCAAAAGCAAAAGAUUUUGCCGAAAAAAGAAAAGCACUAUAGAGUUUACAUGAACUGUAUAUGCAACUUGGAUCUGAUAUCAAAAAAACGAAAGAAUCUAAGUUCAUGCAGUUUUUAGAGAACGCCAAAGGGCAGAUCACUAGGAGGGAAGUAAAGUAAGUGACAAAGAUCUGAUUUAUGCAAUCUUAACAUCCUCCACGUAUCCAACUCUAUAAAUAGGCUUACUUUGUGUAGCACCAAAGCAAAAACAAACAUAAAGAUCCUUGAGUUCCCUCUCACACAGUCACACUAAGUCCUACAUUUGUAUCACAUUUUUAUAUACAUCAAAAUGGAAAGCGUUGGAAGUUUAGUUGCAGACAAACCAGUGGUGAUAUUCAGCAAAAGCUCUUGCUGCAUGAGUCACUCAAUUCAAACACUGAUCUCAGGGUUUGGGGCGAAGAUGACAGUCUACGAGCUAGACCAAUUCUCAAACGGUCAGGAGAUCGAGAAGGCAUUGGUACAGAUGGGGUGUAAGCCAAGUGUACCAGCUGUGUUCAUAGGGCAACAGUUAAUCGGUGGUGCUAACCAGGUAAUGACUCUUCAUGUCAAGAACCAACUGGCCGCGUUGCUAAGAAGAGCCGGAGCCAUAUGGGUGUAACAGAAGACAAGAGAGUCCAAAUGCAAACUAGGAUAGAAUAAGAUGAGAAUGAUAUAUAGUUGUUUUGCUUCUUCUUAAAUUUUCGGGUUUGGAGUCUCUACCAUGCACGGAUAUGUUUUCAACAAGUGCAACUCUGUAGUUUACACAAGUCUAGUGCUAAGAUCAAGAACUUUGUAUUCUCAGUUACCAUACUUGUUAUAUCAAUCAAUGUAAGCUAAGAAGACUUAUCAGCAAUAAAAGAGAAAGAUUUGCUUUUU
This is a messenger RNA of Arabidopsis lyrata subsp. lyrata, 1135 nucleotides long. Its product is annotated as monothiol glutaredoxin-S6. The transcript has a single exon. Lineage: Eukaryota; Viridiplantae; Streptophyta; Magnoliopsida; Brassicales; Brassicaceae. The record is from RefSeq and is a predicted model, not a curated record. The coding region runs from base 570 to 878 and encodes 102 amino acids.